This is a messenger RNA of Rangifer tarandus platyrhynchus (Svalbard reindeer), 384 nucleotides long. Lineage: Eukaryota; Metazoa; Chordata; Mammalia; Artiodactyla; Cervidae. The record is from the annotation of a GenBank genome assembly.
AUGCUGGGAAAUGGGAACUACGAUGUGAACGUCAUUAUGGCAGCACUUCAGACCAAAGGCUAUGAAGCUGUUUGGUGGGACAAGCGCAGGGAUGUGGGCGCCGUUGCUCUCACAAACGUUAUGGGCUUCAUCAUGAACCUGCCCUCCAGCCUGUGCUGGGGUCCCCUGAAGCUGCCGCUCAAAAGGCAGCACUGGAUCUGUGUUCGAGAGGUGGGAGGUGCCUACUACAACCGCGACUCCAAACUGAAGAUGCCCGAAUGGAUUGGAGGCGAGAGCGAGCUCAGGAAAUUUCUAAAACAUCAUUUGCGAGGAAAGAACUGUGAACUCCUGCCGGUGGUACCAGAAGAGGUGGAGGCCCACCAGAGUUGGAGGGCUGAUGUGUGA